AUGUCCACGCCCUCCACGGCCACUGCAACCCAUCCUACUCACCAGCAUUACGGUUAUCCCCAUUCCUCAUAUCAGGCGACUACCUCAUACCCGACUUCUACCACCACCACCGCCGCAGGGGCUCGCCUGCCGAACCCCUACGCUUACUCGGUACCUUCGCCCACGACCACAACCACAACCCUCCCUUACGCUCAGCCCGCGCGAGUCCCUCCCGCGACCUUGACGCCCUCAGCCAUGGCUUCCAUGCCGAGUGCCUCCAGUGCUGCCCCAUCGCAGGGCUCCCGGCGCAAGAAACCCGAUUGGGGCGAGUUCUACAAGAAUGGUCUCCCCAAGGAGGUCAUUGUGAUCGAUGAUAGCCCCGGUCCGGAUGGCUCCAAGGCGACCGCGGCACCACCGCCGCCUCCUCCCCAUAGUGCCUCAGCAUCAGCUGCUCAACCUUCGGUUGCGGAACCCGCAGGCAAAAGGCGACGGACCGGAAUCGAUAGCGCCUACGACAUGGGCUACUAUGACCGACCGUCCUACUCCAUUAACCCCCAGCAGUAUGGCGACAACCACCAACAACCACAACACCAACAGCACCAACAACAUCAGCAACAACACAACUCCUCCAACUCCCUCUCCACCGAUCGAACCACCUCCUUGCAUACCACGGCUCCUACCUCAUUGGGCUCGCAGGGUAGCUCCAACGGGAGCGCCGGGAUGUAUCACCCUCAAGAUCCCAGUGCCGGUCAAAAGCGCAAGCGAACCACCCGGAAAUCCACCCGGGAUGAACAGAAGCGCCGAGAACUCGAGACGGUCAGCGAUGCCUACCUCAGUUAUGUUCCCCCACCCAAGCCUAUAAUCAAGUCGAAGGAUGUGCCGGUCCCGGUGAUUCGUGACUUUGCGGCCGCCCGACACGAAAAGUACGACGAUGACGACGGUCACUAUAUUGUCACUCCCGAUGUACCACUGACCGAUCGAUACUCAAUCAUCAAACUCCUAGGCCAAGGCACCUUUGGUAAAGUUGUCGAAGCCUACGACAAGCAGCGGAAAUCACGUUGUGCCGUGAAGAUCAUUCGUUCAAUCCAAAAAUACCGAGAUGCCUCUCGGAUCGAGUUGCGCGUCUUGUCAACCUUGGCCUCCAACGAUAAGAGCAACCGCAACAAAUGUAUACAUCUCCGAGACUGCUUUGAUUUCCGCAACCAUAUCUGCAUUGUCACCGAUCUGCUUGGCCAGAGCGUUUUCGACUUCCUCAAAGGCAAUGGCUUCGUCCCAUUUCCCAGCAGUCAGAUCCAGCAAUUUGCCCGCCAAUUAUUCACUAGUGUGGCCUGUGAGUUUGAUCCUGACCAGACAUUCGUGGUGAUUUCUGCUGACCCCCCCGAAGUCCUUCACGACCUCAACCUCAUCCAUACCGACCUCAAGCCCGAAAAUAUCCUCCUCGUCAGCAACGCAUACCAGACUUUUACCUAUAACCGUACCAUUCCCUCCUCCUCCCACGCGAACCCCAGGAACGCCCGGCAACGGCGUGUCCUUCUUGACAGCGAGAUUCGCCUGAUUGACUUUGGUUCCGCGACAUUUGAUGACGAGUACCAUUCCUCUGUCGUUUCCACCCGCCACUACCGAGCCCCCGAGAUCAUCCUGAAUCUGGGAUGGAGCUUCCCUUGCGAUAUAUGGAGUAUUGGGUGUAUCCUGGUGGAGUUCUUCACCGGCGAUGCCCUUUUCCAGACACACGACAAUCUCGAGCAUUUGGCGAUGAUGGAGGCUGUCAUUGGGACCAAGAUCGACUCGAGACUCGUUCGACAGGUGGUCCAAGGUCGAGCCGGUAGCCACAACUCGGCAGCCAAGUAUUUCAACCGAAGUAAACUUGACUACCCGAACAAUGAGACGACUCGUGCGUCGAGGAAGUAUGUCAAAGCGAUGAAAGGCCUCACCGAAUUCAUCCCCACCAAUACCCCCUUCAAUCGUCAAUUCCUUGACCUGCUACAACGCAUCUUCAUCUACGACCCUAAGAACCGUCUCACGGCGAAGGAGGCGCUGAAGCACCCGUGGUUCAAAGAGAGUCUGAUCGAUGACGGCACCGAAGCAUACCGCAUCGGCAUGGGCUUGCACCGCCAGGGCCGUGGAUAA
This is a messenger RNA of Penicillium manginii, 2106 nucleotides long. RefSeq names its product putative protein kinase (Lkh1). Bases 1 to 2106 code for a protein of 701 amino acids. Lineage: Eukaryota; Fungi; Ascomycota; Eurotiomycetes; Eurotiales; Aspergillaceae. The transcript is spliced from 5 exons. Gene Ontology annotation, cellular component: nucleus. Gene Ontology annotation, biological process: protein phosphorylation. The record is from RefSeq and is a predicted model, not a curated record. Gene Ontology annotation, molecular function: protein kinase activity; ATP binding.